GGCCUCUGUGACCACUCUCUAAAAUCUUUAAGCUCCAGAAUCACCGAGCGGAAGCUGCAGGGCACAUGGCUGCCUGCUGGCCGAGGCAAUGUGGAGAAACCACUCCUGGGGCCACAUGGCUCCGUGGUGCCCAUGUUCAGCCCUCAGAAUGGUCUUCACUCCGUCCAUGCUGACAGUAGUACCCUAAAGCCCAGGGUGGUGACCGUGGUGAAGCUGGGUGGUCACCCCCUCCGGAAGAUCACUCUGCUCCUCAACAGACGGUCCGUGCAGAGCUUUGAGCAGCUCUUGGCGGACAUCUCUGAGGCCCUGGGCUUUCCCAGAUGGAAGAACGAUCGCGUGAGAAAACUCUUCAACCUCAAGGGCAGGGAGAUCAGGAGUGUCUCUGAUUUCCUCCGGGAAGGGGAUGCUUUCAUAGCCAUGGGCAAAGAACCGUUGACGCUGAAGAACAUUCAGGUAGCUAUAGAAGAACUGUACCCCAGCAAAGCCCGGGCCCUGACACUGACCCAGCACAGCCGAGCCCCUUCUCCGAGGCUGAGAAGCAGGCUUCACAGCAGGGCCCUGAGAGGGGGACACCACUGUGGGGAGACCGAGGCUGCCAAGAGCUGCGGUGAGGCUGCCCGGUCCAAGGCGGCCAUCAGACAUCAGGGAAAGGCCCCCGUGGAGCCAGCGCUGGGAGACAGGGCCAGGCCCCAGAAGAAGUGGGCCGGGGGGAAGUGGGAGCCUGAGUCGGGCGGCAGGCCGCCCAGGGAAGGCACUCUGGAGAGACCUGCGAGUGGAGAGAAACACCCGGGCGUGGAGAUCGAAAGGACCUCGGGUGAGCCCAUCCGAUGUGAGAAGUGCAAGAGAGAGAGGGAGCUCCAGCAGGGCCUGCAGAGGGAGCGGCUGUCCCUAGGGACCAGCGAGCUGGACUUGGGGAAAUGCCACAGGUAUGACGCAGCGGAGAAGCUGGUGAGGACCAGGAGCUGCAGGCGGUCCCCCGAGGCCCACCGUGCAGCCGGGGAGGAAGGGUGGAAGGGCGAGAGCCACAGGAGCAGCCCCAGGAACCCCCCUCAGGAGCUGAGGAGGCCCGGGAAAAACCUGGACAAGAAGGAGGACAGAGACCCCGAAGGUCAGGAAGGUCAAGCUCAGGCAGCCGCCAAGGCCAAGAGGGAGCUCAGCGAAGCCCAGCCUGUCAGAGAGGAGGGGCUGCGGGACGUGAGGAGGGAGGCCAGGAGCGCCUGCAGGAACAGGCCAGGCAGCCGGCAGCCCAGGGAGCAGCAGGCGGAGCCCGAGGCACUUCCGGAGCCGCGCGGGGGCGAGCCGGACGCGGACCGGGAGAAGCCGCCCUGUACGCCGGCGUCAGGGGCCAGAAAACCGGCCGCUCGCGGGGAGAGGGAGCCCAGGGGCGGUCGGAAGCGGCGGCCCGCGGGCCUCCUGGCGACCGACGUGCACAAGCAUUACGAGGCGGGCCGUGUGCUCGGGGACGGCAACUUCGCGGUGGUCAAGGAGUGCCGGCACCGCGAGACCCGGCAGGCCUACGCCAUGAAGAUCAUCGACAAGUCCAAGCUCAAGGGCAAGGAGGACAUGGUGGACAGCGAGAUCCUGAUCAUCCAGAGCCUCUCCCACCCCAACAUCGUGAAGCUGCACGAGGUGUACGAGACGGAGGCGGAAAUCUACCUGAUCAUGGAGUACGUGCAGGGCGGGGACCUCUUCGACGCCAUCAUGGAGAGCGUGAAGUUCGCCGAGCGCGACGCCGCGCUCAUGCUCAUGGACUUGUGCAGGGCGCUGGUGCACCUGCACGACAAGAGCAUCGUCCACCGGGACCUGAAGCCGGAAAACCUGCUGGUUCAGCGAAAUGAGGACAAAUCUACCACCUUGAAAUUGGCUGAUUUUGGCCUUGCAAAGCAUGUGGUGAGACCUAUAUUUACUGUGUGUGGGACUCCAACUUAUGUAGCUCCUGAAAUUCUUUCUGAGAAAGGUUACGGGCUGGAAGUGGAUAUGUGGGCCGCAGGCGUGAUCCUGUAUAUCCUACUGUGUGGCUUCCCUCCUUUCCGCAGCCCAGAGAGGGACCAGGACGAGCUCUUUAACAUCAUCCAGCUGGGCCACUUCGAAUUCCUGGCCCCUUACUGGGACAAUAUUUCUGACGCUGCCAAAGAUCUGGUGAGCCGGUUACUGGUGGUAGACCCCAAAAAGCGCUACACCGCCCACCAGGUCCUUCAGCACCCCUGGAUUGAAACUGCGGGAAAGACUAGCACAGCGAACCUCCAGAAGGAGGUGCCCCCUGGCAGUGAAGGCCACAUCCGGAGGCAGCACAAGUGGUCUGCUGAGCAAGCCUCGUAG
Messenger RNA from Odobenus rosmarus divergens (Pacific walrus), 2319 nucleotides. RefSeq names its product doublecortin-like kinase 3 (gene DCLK3). The record is from RefSeq and is a predicted model, not a curated record. The transcript is spliced from 4 exons. Lineage: Eukaryota; Metazoa; Chordata; Mammalia; Carnivora; Odobenidae. Gene Ontology annotation, molecular function: ATP binding; protein kinase activity. Gene Ontology annotation, biological process: protein phosphorylation; intracellular signal transduction. The coding region runs from base 133 to 2319 and encodes 728 amino acids.